Molecule: messenger RNA, 1919 nt
Organism: Cucumis melo (muskmelon)
Lineage: Eukaryota; Viridiplantae; Streptophyta; Magnoliopsida; Cucurbitales; Cucurbitaceae
Product: vacuole membrane protein KMS1
Exons: 8
Coding region: 325-1593 (422 amino acids)
Source: RefSeq, a predicted model, not a curated record
UGAAAAAUAAUGAUUUAGGCAAAACCAAGGGUUUGGAUCUUGAAACUCGAAAUGGAGAAAGAAAAAAAAGGAGACCGAUAAUCUCUGUAGACCCAAACCCGAUCUUCCUUCCAAAAACUCCUUCAAAGAACACAUCUUUGUUUCUCGAUCUCCAAUUACAGAUGAUUACUUUCGAUUUUUCUCCAACCCCUUUUCCCUUUUCGUUCUCUUCAUGAUUCUUGUCGAUCUCUGAUCUGGGUCUUACCAUUCUCUUCUAACAAUAAGAUUUGGAAGAGUAUAACGAUUUUUUUUCUCUCUCUCCGUUUUGUAUUUGAAGUUUGCGAGAUGGGGACUGUUGAAGAAGCAGCUUCCAUUGCUUCUCAUGAUUCUGAAGUAUCCAAACUACGUAGACAGCAGAAACAAGAACUUGAAAAUUUGACAUUGGUGAAUCAACCAUUCAAAACAUUGAAGUUUUUCAUUUUGGGUGUUCUUCAAUAUAGUAAACGCUCGAUAGCAUACAUUUUAGCGAAAGGUGGUUGGCUUUUGCUUUUAAACUUGAUUAUUGGUGCAGCUGGGAUUCUGAUUUUGACUAUUGAAGGGCCACAUGAGAAGCAUGUUGAGGAGAUUGUGAAAUACUUUGACUAUGGCUUGUGGUGGGUGAUCCUUGGAGUUGCAUCCUCAAUUGGCCUUGGGUCUGGUCUGCAUACGUUUGUCCUUUAUCUGGGGCCUCAUAUUGGGUUUUUCACAAUAAAGGCAGUGCAGUGUGGUCGAGUGGACUUGAAGAGUGCCACCUAUGACACAAUACAAUUGAAAAGAGGCCCUUCAUGGCUCGAGAAGGAUUGUUCAGAAUUUGGACCUCCACUUUUCACAUCACGAGUCCCACUCAGCAGCAUAUUGCCAAUGGUUCAGGUGGAGGCAAUUCUGUGGGGUAUUGGGACUGCACUAGGAGAGCUUCCUCCUUAUUUUAUCUCAAGGGCAGCACGCCUCUCUGGUGCCAGAUCAGAAGCAAUGGAAGAACUCGAUGCCUCUUCAAGGGAAAGUAAUGGUUUCAUUCCAACAUAUCUAAAUAGAAUGAAGCGGUGGUUCCUUUCACAUGCUCAGCAUUUGAAUUUUCUUACUAUUCUACUGCUUGCUUCGGUUCCAAAUCCUUUGUUUGACUUGGCUGGCAUUAUGUGUGGACAAUUUGGAAUUCCUUUCUGGGAAUUCUUCUUUGCUACACUAGUUGGAAAAGCAAUUAUCAAAACUCACAUUCAGACCAUUUUCAUCAUUGCCGUUUGUAACAAUCAACUUCUUGAUUGGAUAGAAAACGAAUUAAUAUGGAUACUUAGCUUUGUGCCUGGAUUUUCAUCUGCCUUGCCUGGUUUGGUCGCCAAGCUCAAUGCAAUCAAAGCUAAGUAUCUAAAAGCACCAUCUCACGCAAUCACCACCAAUCCCAAGGUCAAGAAAUGGGAUUUCUCGGUUUCUUCAAUCUGGAACACUAUAGUAUGGCUCAUGAUCAUGAACUUCUCUAUAAAGAUUAUGACUUCAACUGCCCAAAGGUACUUGAAGAAACAACAAGACAAGGAGCUGGCUGCAUUGACGAACAAAGUUCCUGCAUCGACAUGCUCAAAUUAACCGAAUCUAAUGUUGUCUCUUUCGUUACUCAUAAAUUUACUGAGAUUUAGCAUCAGUCGUAUUGAUUUGAGUAAUGGAGAAUAUAUGUCUGGAGAGAAACAUUGAUUUAGAAAGCUGUAUAGAAUAGGAAGGGCAUUUUGGAGAACAGCAAAAAGGGACAAGGUUAAUAUGAUAAAAUGUAGGCUAUCAUAAACCCAGUUGUGAUUGGGGGGGAGGAAACCAUUAUUUUGGGUAAUUAUAUUGAUUUGCCCACUUUUAGUUAACCAUUGGAAAGAUACAUUAUUAUUCUUUCUUUAUCCCAGACAUACUUUGACUCAUUACUUGAA